AUGCCAGUCCACCAGAAGACAUCCUGGAACAAGCACUGCACCAUCGUCACGUGUCUCUGGCAACCCAGACCCAUCAAGCGCCAUAAGUACCUAGCAAUGGGAACCGCUGAUGCCAGCCGCCUCCCACAGAAAACUGUGACCUUUGACCCAUACAGUUCUGAGGAUGUGCACGUAUUCCACGCCUGCAUGGAAGGCGAUGGUAAUGUUCUGAAACCUGUUCAAAAAUUUUCUAGCGCCACUCCCAGAGAAAGUUUUGGGGGUCUACCGAAAAUAUAUCAAGAAGGGAGUAGAAAAGAAGCGGGUGAUCUUUCCUUCAUUUCUGAAAAACGCCAGGCCCUAUGGGUACAACAAAGUUACAUCGAAAACCUUGAUGUGAGUUACAGUACCGAUAUGCUCCUAGGCAAGAUCGGCUCAAUCACCAAGAGCAGGUCUCUGAAUGCUUUAUUCGGGGUUGUAACGAGACCUUUGAUGGAGCUGGCACUCUUGCUCUACACGCAUAUGGCCAGUAAUCUCCAAAAUGCGGGUAGUUUUGGGAGAGAAGUCACUGACUUUAAGACCGGUUGUGGAAAUGAGGCCACAUUAUCCAGCUCCUGGAACGACAGUCAAUUCUCUGUAGGAACUGAAGAUGCCUCAACGGCUUUGGGUAUUCGACAGAGACCAAGCAUUCUGGGAAACCAACCUGCUACCCACGGCGGCGGCCAAGAACAUGACCACAAUUACGCAGAGGAUGCUGUGGACAGCUGGAGGGAGGGCGACGAUGCUUCAGAGGGGAGCACCUGUCCAGAGCAGCGACAGAAGCGUGGACAAACUCUUUCGAAGGGAAGCAAGGCUUAUUUGGGAUCUCUCAUCAAGGACACUAUCUGCACACGGCAAACCACCCUCCACGAGAUUCCUCGUCCUCUCACCAUGUACCUACCAUUCGUUCUGUCUCUGGUGCACCAUGUGCUUCCUGGAAGUUGGCCUCGAGUCUAG
Messenger RNA from Amorphotheca resinae ATCC 22711, 972 nucleotides. RefSeq lists its product as hypothetical. The record is from RefSeq and is a predicted model, not a curated record. Bases 1 to 972 code for a protein of 323 amino acids. NCBI's taxonomy places the organism in Eukaryota, Fungi, Ascomycota, Leotiomycetes, Helotiales, Amorphothecaceae. The transcript is spliced from 4 exons.